AUGGUCAACGUCUUCGCACCCCAGAUCUUCUUUAUCGUUUUCCGAGAAUGCCUGGAAGCCGUCAUUGUCGUUUCAGUCCUUCUCUCCUUCCUCAAACAAACUCUCGGCCAGCCAGAUCAGGACCAGAAAAUCUAUAAACGCCUGGUCAAGCAAGUAUGGUGGGGAUCCAUACUCGGAAUCUUGAUCUGCCUUAUCAUCGGCGGCAUAUUCAUUGGAGUUUUCUACGGUUUAGGCCACAAUAUCUGGGCUCAAUCCGAAGACCUCUGGGAGGGUAUCUUCUACCUGGUCGCGUCUAUCAUUAUUACGGCCAUGGGACUCCCCUUGCUCCGGAUCAACAAGACUCAGGAGAAGUGGAGGGUGAAGAUAGCUCAGGCAUUAGUCGAGCAAAAGAACAAGCAUCACAGCGUCGGCUCCUAUCUCAGCAGCUGGUCUAGACGUUAUGUCAUGUUCAUUUUACCGCUGAUCACAACUCUACGAGAAGGCGUCGAGGCUGUGGUAUUUGUCGGCGGAGUUUCGCUGGGUCAGCCUGCCACCGCAUUCCCCAUCCCCGUGAUCACAGGAAUAUUGGCUGGGCUGGCCGUUGGGUUGAUUCUCUAUAGGGGCGGUAACGUCCUGUCGAUCCAGAUCUUCCUCAUAGCCGCCACCAGUGUUCUCUACCUCAUCGCCGCAGGAAUGUUCUCCAAAUCCAUCUGGAGCUUACAAUACCAUGUGUUUGCUCACAAAGUCGGUAGCGAUGUUGCCGAAGCAGGAAACGGGCCAGGAUCUUAUGACAUCCGAGAAACAAUUUGGCACGUCAACUGUUGCAAUCCGGAGACUGACAAUGGCUGGGACGUCUUCAACGCGAUUCUAGGUUGGCAGAAUACCGCAACUUAUGGAUCCGUCAUCUCCUACAUCAUGUACUGGGUCUUUAUCGUUUUCUGCGUUCUCUGUCUUUUGUAUGAGGAGAAGACUGGCUCCCUACCCCUCAAGAAGCAACUUGUCUCCUUUUCGCUCAAAGUCCCUGGUGUCAGGACUUACAUCAAACGCAAACAGGCCUUGAGCAAAGACCAAGCGGAAGACGUCAUCAGGCAGGGCCAGGAACAUCUGCGAGCUCAAAAUGCCCUCCAAGAGCCCGAUAUUCAGGUUGUCCCUUCCGAGCCACAGUCCGGGUUACACAAAUGA
Molecule: messenger RNA, 1161 nt
Organism: Exophiala spinifera
Lineage: Eukaryota; Fungi; Ascomycota; Eurotiomycetes; Chaetothyriales; Herpotrichiellaceae
Exons: 1
Coding region: 1-1161 (386 amino acids)
Biological process (GO): iron ion transmembrane transport
Cellular component (GO): plasma membrane; high-affinity iron permease complex
Molecular function (GO): ferrous iron transmembrane transporter activity
Source: RefSeq, a predicted model, not a curated record